AUGAUAGAGGCGUUGGAAAUAGUUCUACUGCUCGUUAUACAAUCACUUCAAUAUAUCUGCCGCACAUGCAUAGCUUUUUUGCUAAUACCAUUUUUAGGUUUAUAUGCAUUCGACCUCUUUCUGUACAUUUAUCGGAUGACGUUGUAUCUGUCACAGAUGUUCAAUUACAAGAGAAAAUUAGGCCGUUCUAAAAGAAUUAGUAGGCCGCAUAGUCCAAGAUUGCAUAAGAGAUAUAACAGUGGGGAUUGCAUGGACACUGUAAUUGGCCAAAUAAGGGAUUUGAGGAUUUUUUUGUUGUCCGCGAUCCAUAGCCACUCCAAGAGAUUCUUCUCUACGACACUUCAUACAAAGUCAGCCAUUAACACUGCUGUUGACACGACUGAUGUCGAAACUACAUCAGAUGUAUCUAGUUUCACAAAUCUACAUUUAACAAGGUCAUCGGAAGAAGGCUAUUAUAUUGCAGGAUCGAUAUAA
Messenger RNA from Saccharomyces paradoxus, 474 nucleotides. It is a transcript of the gene IRC23, whose product is annotated as Irc23p. The transcript has a single exon. The coding region runs from base 1 to 474 and encodes 157 amino acids. Lineage: Eukaryota; Fungi; Ascomycota; Saccharomycetes; Saccharomycetales; Saccharomycetaceae. The record is from RefSeq and is a predicted model, not a curated record.